This is a messenger RNA of Emiliania huxleyi CCMP1516, 318 nucleotides long. RefSeq lists its product as hypothetical. Bases 1 to 318 code for a protein of 105 amino acids. The transcript has 2 exons. The record is from RefSeq and is a predicted model, not a curated record. NCBI's taxonomy places the organism in Eukaryota, Haptophyta, Isochrysidales, Noelaerhabdaceae.
AUGUCUUGGCACCAGCUGAAGGCUUGCACGGCGCAGAUCACAUGGUUUCUGCACGGUAUUUCGGAUUUUGCUCAAAACACGCCUCCUGGCUCGGGUUACACCAAUCCUCGCUACCCAACGCGGCCAAAGGAUAUCCACCUCGAGAACCUCGAGAACCUCGAGAACCCAACGCGGCCAAAGGAUAUCCACCUCGAGAACCUCGAGAAGGCUGUGAACCAGAAGGUGCCGCCACUCUUGCGACUCGCACUCAAAAAAGCAGAAGCGCAGUGCUGCGUGUGCGUCUCGAAUCAGGCUCAUAUCACCUCAAUCUCACCGUAG